This is a messenger RNA of Lasiosphaeria miniovina, 1698 nucleotides long. RefSeq lists its product as uncharacterized. NCBI's taxonomy places the organism in Eukaryota, Fungi, Ascomycota, Sordariomycetes, Sordariales, Lasiosphaeriaceae. The coding region runs from base 1 to 1698 and encodes 565 amino acids. The record is from RefSeq and is a predicted model, not a curated record. The transcript has 6 exons. Gene Ontology annotation, molecular function: monooxygenase activity.
AUGUCGAUUCCUGCAUCUUGCACUGUUCUUGUCGUGGGGGGCGGCCCAGGUGGCUCGUAUGCAGCCUCGGCCCUCGCUCGUGAAGGCGUCGACGUCGUGGUUCUCGAGGCCGACACCUUUCCCAGAUACCACAUUGGCGAGUCUCUCUUGGCUUCGGUCCGCUAUUUUCUGCGGUUUGUCGAGCUAGACAAGAAAUUCGACGGAUAUGGCUUCACUAGGAAGAACGGCGCUGCGUUCAAGUUGAACAACAAGCGAGAGGCGUACACCAAUUUCAUCGCCGCCAAUGGCCCCAACGGCUACUCGUGGAAUGUCAUACGCGCCGAGUCUGACAAGCUCAUGUUGGACUACGCCGGCGAGAGCGGGGCCCGCGUGUUCCAGGGCGUCAAGGUCGAUUCCAUCAUCUUCGACUCCGCCGCCGACUUUCCCCUGGACGACAAGGUCGGCAACCCGGGAAGGCCAGUAGCGGCGACCUGGGCCCGCAAGAGCGACGGCACGUCGGGCGCCAUCAAGUUUGACUACGUCGUCGACGCGAGCGGCCGCAACGGCAUCAUUUCCACCAAGCACCUCAAGAACCGCAAAUUCAACCAGGCCCUCAAGAACGUCGCCAAUUGGAGCUACUGGAAGGACGCCGAGACAUAUGCCCCCGGCACCGACAUGGAGGGCUCGCCGUUCUUCGAGGCUCUGACCGUAGACGCGAGUGGCUGGUGCUGGGCCAUCCCGCUGCACGACGGCACGCUGUCGGUGGGCGUCGUCAUGCGACAGGACCUGUCUCUGGCGCGCAAGCAGGCCCUGGGCUCGCCGUCCAUGGAAGAGUUCUACCGCGGCUGUCUCACGCUGUGCCCCAUGAUCCACGAGCGGCUUGCCGGGGCCGAGCUCGUGUCCAACAUCAAGGCGGCCUCGGACUGGUCGUACAGUGCCUCGUCGUACGCCGGGCCCAACUUCCGCAUCGUCGGCGACGCCGGCUGCUUCAUCGACCCGUACUUUAGCUCCGGCGUCCACCUCGCCGUGGCCAGCGCGCUGUCCGCCGCCAUGACCAUCCAGGCUGCCCGCCGGGGCGACUGCGGCGAGUUCGAGGCGGCCAAGUGGCACUCGGAGAAAGUUGCCGAGGGGUAUACCCGCUUCCUGCUGGUGGUGAUGACCACUCUGCGGCAGAUCCGCAAGGGCACCGAGCCCGUGCUGAGUGAUUUCGACGAGGACGGCUUCGACAAGGCCUUUGGGUUCUUUCAACCGGUCAUCCAAGGCCUGGCCGACGCCGACGUCGGCGGCAAGCUAACGCAGGGCCGCGUGUCGGACACGGUGGCCUUCUGCCUCAACGCGUACAACGACAUCACGCCCGAGGCGCGGCAGGCGGUGCUAGACAAGCUAGAGCGCGUGCGGGCGGCGGACCGGCAGGCCGAGACCAAGGAGGACCUCGAGCAGCUCGACCAGGACGAGCUGCGCAUCCUGCGCACCAUCCGCGCGCGCCAGAUGCUGCGCACCGAGGACUCGAUGAACAUGGACAACUUCUCCGCCGACGCCAUCAACGGCUUCGUGCCCCGCCUGGCGCGCGGCAGCCUCGGGCUCUCGAGGGCCGGCGGCCCCGGCGCCGCCCCCGGCGCCUACAAGGAGAGCCUCUUCGACCUCAAGUGGAGCGUUUCCGGCGACAAGGACGACUACAAGGUGCAAAAGGAGGCGGCCGAGGUGCCGGCCGAGGCCUAG